CAAGUCACGAUUUCACGUUAAGUCUAUGAUCGAUAAAAUAAGCAAUAUGAUUAAAAGCCUUUCCAUAUUUCAGGAAAAUCAACAUCUUAGGAAUGAAGAUAUAUUUAAUACAUUAAGCAUGGUGAAAGGAAAAGUCGUUGAGUUGAAGAAAAUACUGAACAACAGAUCACUGAUUAUGCGUGAUUUUGAAUCGAAAAUACAUAACAUAUGCGCUGACCUUGUGAUGGAAAAUCAUCUUCUAAGUAUUGAUCGUGAGAACUCGGUCAUCCUGAGAAGGAAGGUCACGGAAUUAGAGAAGGACAUUGAAUGUGGGUAUAAAAGGCAAGAUAACAUGAGAGCAGCUCUCGAAAAGUGCCAGAUAUUUAAUGAAAAAUUGCAGCUUGAUAACGAUGAAUUGCAUUCGAAACUGACGUCUGAAAAAGAGAAGUACGCUGAAGCGCAUGGGAAUCUUUUGAAGUCAGAGGCCUUGAUCAAACUUCUACAAGGACAAACGAAAAUGAUUGAAGAGGAAGUGCAGGAAAUGAGAACAAAGGUGUCUGAAGUCAAAAAGGAACUGGAAGAGGAGAGGGCUAAUUGUUCAAAAUUAAAAGAAACGCUGGAGGCCUGCGAAAUCAGAUAUAAUGAACUGAAGUUGAGUGAUGAGGAGAACCGGAAAGCUCUAAGCCUGGCACAUUCUGAAAUCAAGGGAAGAGAAGAGCAACAAGAAGAAUUAAAAAAUCAGCUGACAGUUCUCAACCAAGAGAAACAGGAGAAUAUUCUGAAACAAAUGCAGUUGUCUAACAAUAUAAACAAUCUCACAAUGCAACUGGAGUAUUCACAACAAGAAGUCGGACAGCAGAAGUUAAGAGAGAAAUCCAUUCAAGAGCAAAAUCAAAGACUCGAAACUAUGAAGAAUCAGUUACAGAAACAAACUGAUGACAUGACCAAUGAGAUAGUGUCUUUGAAGGAGAAGUUAAAUCAAAAAGACCUUGAACUGAAACAGAAACAGGAUGAUAUCGACAGUCUAAGGCAAACAAUGGAUCGAAACACCAUCGAGAGCUCAGAAGGGAAUAAGGAGGUGGUCAAGAAAUUGAAUGAACUCCUGAACCUAAUUGACAAGCUUGGAGAAGAAACUAAGGAAGUGAAUCGAAAUAAGAUGGAGAUUCUGAAGAAACAAGCAAUGAGAGAAGAGGAAAUCGAAAAGCUGAAAGCGAAAACAGCAGACCAAGAAAAAGAAUUGCAGGAGUCACAUGAUGAAAGUGAAAGACUACGUGGAGAGAUGAGGAGGAUGAAACAAAAAGAUGCGAAACAGGAAAGAAUCCUGGCUGAAAACAAUAAAGAAUUGGUGAAACUCCGAGCGAUUGAAAGGGAAUACCGAGAAUUUCAGCACCAGAUUUACUCAAACUCUCCGCCCAUCAGUACUCAGUUACCUGGAGUAAAUCUCGCGGAAGUAACUCGAACUCCGAGAUCACCAGCCUCUUCUCUAGAACUAGACGGUCUGGGUAUGAAUGGGACAACAGCUACGACACCAAACAGCAUACUGAAGCAACCGGGUCCAGGAAGCAAGCGUAGACGAGUUUCCUUUGCACCAGUCAAGUAUGAAGCUCCUGAUUUGAAGAUACAGGCUGAUCAAACAGCUUCAGACGAUAGCGAUGAGGAAUAUAAACUCACACCUAUAGUGGAGAUAAGUCCAUCUCCUAUGAAUCCUCCUAACAAUAGUGAGCUACAGACACUUGAGCAAGUAAGUUUCACUUGUCUUGUAUCACCUACAUUUACGUUACUAAUACUCACUAAUGUGGAUAAUAAUCUAAAGUGA
Messenger RNA from Trichobilharzia szidati, 1795 nucleotides. NCBI's taxonomy places the organism in Eukaryota, Metazoa, Platyhelminthes, Trematoda, Strigeidida, Schistosomatidae. The record is from the annotation of a GenBank genome assembly.